GCCAGCAUACCGCUCUUAGGAGCAUGCCGGAUCACAGCCAGAAGGACGCCAUUCCAUCGACAGCGUCUGCCAUCAUCAGGCCCACCUCCCAGAAGCUAGCUGCUCCUCCUGUUCCAGAUCAGAUUGCCAUGGAAGACAAGAUCUAUAAUGGAGCUCCACGACUCGCGCCAGAAUCGGGGGAAAACCUGAGCCUGACGUGGCAGUGGAACGCAUGCGAGGGUGCUGGCCUUGACAACAUGGGGAACACCUGUUUCCUCAAUGCCACCCUGCAGUGCCUCACUUACACCGCACCACUGGCAAACUACCUGAUCUCCAGGCACCACUCAGGAAGAUGUACAGAUAAUGGAUGUUGCAUGAUGUGCAUAAUGGAGAGGCACACCAUUGCAACAUUCAGCUCCAAGGGCAAGGUCAUCAAGCCCUUGGAAAUCGUCCAAAACCUCAAACGGAUCGUCAAACACCUGCAGUUUGGCAAACAGGAGGACGUGCAUGAGUUCUUCUGCUACAUCAUAGAAGCUCUGCACCUCUCCUGCCCAAUCAACCACGACAAGCUGGAAGAACAUAUGGAGAAGACCUCGGUGAUUCACCAGAUCUUCACAGGGCAGCUGAGAUCGACAGUGGAGUGCACACAGUGCUCCUGCACCUCUGACACAUUCGAAAACUGCCUGGACAUCAGUCUUCACAUCAACAAUUCGCCAGAUCUGCUGGCAGCUUUUGCAGAUUUCACCAAGACAGAGACACUGGAUGAAUACACUUGCCAAAGGUGCUGUUGCAAGGUGAAGGCCACGAAGAGGAUGAGCCUUCACCAUCUCCCGAACGUCUUGGCCCUCUCCAUCAAGAGAUAUGACCUGUUUGGAAACAAGAUCAAUCGGGAUUGCCCGUACCCACAGCACCUGGACGUGCGGCCAUUCAUGUCACAGCAGGAGGACGCAGACCCUGUAGUGUACAGGUUAUACUCGGUCCUUGUGCACUCUGGGAAAUCCAGCACAGAGGGACAUUACUACUGUUACAACAAGAUCUGCGAUGGGAGAUGGUUCCGGAUGGACGACGACUUGGUGACGCCGGUCGACACCAGGGUGGUCAUGGAGAAACAGGCAUACAUCCUCUUCUACGUCAGGUCCCCAGAGAUGAAGGCCAUACCCGUGUGCAGUCAAAUCAACGGCGGCCAUGGGAAAUGGCAUCAAGAGGCGGCAGCGACGACCCUGACCCCGGAGAUCAACCGUGAUCACUGA
Messenger RNA from Lethenteron reissneri (Far Eastern brook lamprey), 1229 nucleotides. RefSeq names its product ubiquitin carboxyl-terminal hydrolase 36-like. Gene Ontology annotation, molecular function: cysteine-type deubiquitinase activity. Gene Ontology annotation, biological process: regulation of apoptotic process; protein deubiquitination. Gene Ontology annotation, cellular component: cytosol; nucleus. The record is from RefSeq and is a predicted model, not a curated record. Lineage: Eukaryota; Metazoa; Chordata; Hyperoartia; Petromyzontiformes; Petromyzontidae.